Cucumis melo (muskmelon) is the source of this 921-nucleotide messenger RNA. RefSeq lists its product as uncharacterized. The transcript is spliced from 2 exons. The record is from RefSeq and is a predicted model, not a curated record. Lineage: Eukaryota; Viridiplantae; Streptophyta; Magnoliopsida; Cucurbitales; Cucurbitaceae. Bases 1 to 921 code for a protein of 306 amino acids.
AUGUGUCCAUAUGAGCAUGCACUCUAUGUCAAAGAAGACAAGUAUGGAAAAUUUCUCAUCGUUUCUCUUUACGUUGAUGAUUUACUUUUUACUGGAAAUGAUAAAUUUUUGUGUGAUGAUUUUAAGAAUUCCAUGAAAGAGGAAUUCGAGAUGAGUGAUAUGGGUCUCAUCCAUUACUUUCUCGGAAUUGAAGUUAAUCAAAAUGAAGGAGAAAUUGUCAUUUCACAGCAAAAGUAUGCUCAUGAUUUACUAAAAAAAUUUCGGAUGGAAAAUGCUUCACCUUGCAACACUCCCAUGGAUGCAAAUUUGAAAUUGUGCAAGGAUGAUAUUGGAGAAGCCGUCGAUCCAAGUUUAUAUCGAAGCUUAGUUGGAAGCUUAAUGUAUUUGACAGCAACAAGACCUGAUAUUUUAUUUGCUGUAAGUAUGUUAAGUAGAUUUAUGACAAACCCGAAAAGAAGUCAUUGGGAAGCAGGAAAAAGAGUUCUUCGUUAUAUUCUUGGCACCAUUAAUUUUGGAAUUUAUUACAAGAAAGUUUCAGAAUCAGUGAUGUUUGGUUUUUGUGAUAGUGACUGGGGUGGUAAUGUGGAUGAUCAUAAAAGUACAUCUGGUUAUGUUUUUAGUAUGGGUUCAGGUGUUUUUUCAUGGACUUCAAAGAAACAAUCUGUUGUUGCCCUUUCUACAACCGAAGCAGAAUAUAUCUCGUUAGCUGCAGCUGGAUCAUUAUCAAAGAAUCCAGUUUUCCAUGAAAGAAGCAAGCAUAUUAGAAUCAAAUAUCAUUUUAUCAGAGACUUGGUUAAAGAUGGAGAAGUGAUAGUAAAAUAUUGCAAGACUCAAGAUCAAGUGGCUGAUAUUUUUACAAAGGCGCUCAAGUUUGACUUAUUUGUUGAAUUCAGAGGAAAACUUGGAGUUGCUCAAGUUUAG